CGGUCACGUGGUGUGACAAAAUGGCUGACUAGAAUUGUCGCUGUCUAUCGCUUUGUUUUUCUUGGAAGCCGUUUAUGCGGAUUGUCGUAUAUAAACAUAACACGGAGGAAUAACAUUUUUUCAGCGUUGAUUUAAACGAUCCAAGGAAAUUUGCUUUGCUUCCUUCGAUCAGUAUCGAGAGAGUAUGAUCUCGGUUAUGUGUUUAUGGGACACGAACUAACCUAUCCACUUGUUUGAAAUCUCGUCUCUUGCGUCGACGAGAGGAUUCCGUUCAUCGUCGAUUCAUGUGAUCGGUUCGUUGCCGAGACACUGAGAUAUUGAGACAUGGCAGCGCCCGAAGCGAUACAAGUCAGUUCCCUCCCAUUACCGCCCGUUCAAUAUAUCAAUUUGUACACGGACGAGAAUGUUCGUCGUGGAAGAGCCCCGCGACCACCGCCGCCGAUACACGAUAGCUACUCUAUGUUCGGUAACGUGUUUAAUGCGGAUGACACGAUUAUCAGGCCGUUGGAGGCUCAAGGAAUCAAAAGACUGUACCCGCAACACUUUGACCGACGACGUGAAUUGAAGAAGCUCAAUCAUUCUCUGCUCGUAAAUUUCUUGGACUUGAUAGAUUUGCUUGUCCAAUGUCCCGACAGUCCCAGACGCGCCGAGAAGGUCGAAGAUUUGAGUUUGUUAUUCAUCCAUAUCCAUCAUCUGUUGAACGAAUUUAGACCGCAUCAGGCCAGAGAAACAUUACGAGUUAUGAUGGAAUUACAACGUAGACAACGUCUUGAAACAGCAUUGCGUUUCCAAAAACAUCUUGAAAAAGUUCAAGAAAUAUUGCAACAUGCCUUACAGAUGCUUCCCGAUACUUCAGAACUAGACUCUAAACUUGCAAUAAAUACAGAUGUUAUGGAAUCUGUUGACAACAUGGGUUUUAAACAACAAACUCAGGAUCCAUGCAGUCCAAGUGACCGUAUUAUGUGCAAAGUGAUAGAUGAUAUGAUUUCUUCGAAUGGACUAUUUUGAAUAUCAAUUAAUUUAUCAAUGAAUACAAUAUAAUAAUUUUACAUAU
This is a messenger RNA of Camponotus floridanus (Florida carpenter ant), 1054 nucleotides long. RefSeq names its product mediator of RNA polymerase II transcription subunit 7 (gene MED7). Gene Ontology annotation, cellular component: mediator complex; core mediator complex. The record is from RefSeq and is a predicted model, not a curated record. Gene Ontology annotation, molecular function: transcription coregulator activity. NCBI's taxonomy places the organism in Eukaryota, Metazoa, Arthropoda, Insecta, Hymenoptera, Formicidae. Gene Ontology annotation, biological process: regulation of transcription by RNA polymerase II. The coding region runs from base 325 to 1008 and encodes 227 amino acids. The transcript has 3 exons.